Molecule: messenger RNA, 1228 nt
Organism: Sitodiplosis mosellana (orange wheat blossom midge)
Lineage: Eukaryota; Metazoa; Arthropoda; Insecta; Diptera; Cecidomyiidae
Product: carboxypeptidase N subunit 2-like
Exons: 2
Coding region: 277-1179 (300 amino acids)
Cellular component (GO): plasma membrane
Molecular function (GO): protein binding
Source: RefSeq, a predicted model, not a curated record
GUGUUUCGGUCGCUACGGCCGUAAUAUUGCGCACGCCUGCCCAAUAACAAUCACUGCGAUCGACUCAGUGUUAUAUUGGCUCAUCGCCGGUUUUCAUCGUUUUUUCUGUGGCUUCUGAUUUAAAGCGCAAAAAAAAAACGUUCACACUGUUAUAAUCAUCAGAAUUUUUCACAAACGAGUGAGAGAGUUCAAAACGUGGAAUAAUUUUCAGUUUAAAACGAAAGAAAAAGUGUUUUGAAGCGGUUGAUUGAAAUCGAGAGAAGUGCGCAUUUGAAAAUGUUCAAUUCGAAAAUGAAAUCGUUUAUUGUACUAUUUCUUACAUUCGGAAUGGGAUUUGGUGGUCAGCUCGAAGGACUGAGACCGCAACCGGUUAAAGUUCAGUGUGAGCCAUUAGCCAAUGAUGCACUUUGCUAUAUUGCUACACCAAUUCAAUUGAAUCCGGUUCAAAGUUUGGAGUUUGAAGACAUGAGCACAUCACAAGCGAACAACAUUCUUGAAUUCACGGUGUCGUACGAAACAAAAAUGGAAAUUAUACCGCAUGGCAUUUUCGACAUGUUCCACUAUUUGGAACAGUUAAAAUUGCAAGGAAUCGGACUCAAGACAUUGCAUCACAGUGACUUUGAAAAUGCCUGGAAUUUGCAUAAUUUAACACUCAGUGAUAAUAAAUUGGAACGCAUACCGAGUGGGAUUUUCUCGCGAGCGGUCAAUCUAAUCGAAUUGAAUUUGGAUGGCAAUUUAAUUUUACACCUGGAAAAUGAUGCCUUCAACGGUUUACAUCAGUUGUACUAUUUGUCAUUGAAUCGUAAUCGUUUGAUUACAUUGAAAUCGUACGCGUUUAGCGGUGCACCACAUUUGACCGAUCUACGGCUGGAAUACAAUGAAAUCGAAGUGCUGGAAAAUGGCGUUUUUGAUUUGCCCGAUUUGAUGUUCUUGUACCUGGGUCAUAAUCAAUUGAAAAUAAUUCCAGACGAUUGCUUCAAAAAUACACAGCUCAUCGGCUUGGACUUGCAAUCCAAUCAAAUUACACAAUUGGGCAAUUCUAUUUAUGAUAUCAAAACUAUGCGUACAUUGAUUCUGUUGGACAACGAUCAAAUUAGCGAUCUAAACUCAACGCGCAUCGCUGAAAUGAACCGUUUGGUUGAAAUUAAAUACAAGCCUAACAGUCAAACGCUUGUAUAAACAAUGCGAUUUUAGGCUUUUUUUUAAAUGCUUUACUAGUAUAUAAUUU